This is a messenger RNA of Telopea speciosissima, 280 nucleotides long. Its product is annotated as 40S ribosomal protein S30. Bases 90 to 278 code for a protein of 62 amino acids. Gene Ontology annotation, cellular component: cytosolic small ribosomal subunit; ribosome. The transcript is spliced from 3 exons. Gene Ontology annotation, biological process: translation. The record is from RefSeq and is a predicted model, not a curated record. Lineage: Eukaryota; Viridiplantae; Streptophyta; Magnoliopsida; Proteales; Proteaceae. Gene Ontology annotation, molecular function: structural constituent of ribosome.
AACCAAAAACCCUAACCCUAAACUUCGAUUCUCUGGACAAGUCGCAGCAGUUGCAGUUGCAGUUGCGGUUGCGGAGGGAGUAAUCGAAUAUGGGUAAGGUUCAUGGAUCUCUGGCUCGUGCUGGUAAAGUGAGAGGACAAACGCCGAAGGUGGCGAAGCAGGACAAGAAGAAGAAGCCCAGGGGAAGGGCUCACAAGCGGAUGCAGUACAACCGGCGUUUCGUCACCACCGUUGUUGGAUUUGGGAAGAAGAGAGGACCUAACUCAUCGGAGAAGUGAUC